AUGAAAUUGAAUCAGUUGAUAUUACUUCUUGGAGUGGACGCAGUCAGACAUAGGAACAAAAAAUACUCAGAUGAUGAAACUUUCACUUACAAAACAGAAACGCAAGUUCAAAAUGUUGCAGAGCUCAGCGGAAUUGAAGAGUACAUUACAAUGAUUGAAGAUGAAAUUAAAGCAGCAAGAAAGGCUGACAAGAUCCUCAAAGACAAACCCAAGAAAAAAGGAAGAAAGAAACAUAACGUCUCCUUUAAAUACAUCAUCUCAGGGAAUGGUCAGCAUAAGCUUGAUUGA
Molecule: messenger RNA, 288 nt
Organism: Oikopleura dioica
Lineage: Eukaryota; Metazoa; Chordata; Appendicularia; Copelata; Oikopleuridae
Source: the annotation of a GenBank genome assembly